AUGUCGGUAAGAAAUCGUACGGCACCUGUUCUCGAUAGAAUAAGAUCAGAACACCUGAAGAACCUUCCGCCAGUACUCAGCGACACCCUUGCGAGGCUCUUUACACGUUACCUGUCCAAAUGCAAGGUUCCCAAACAGUGGAAGACCAACAAGACUGUGUUGUUGUAUAAAAAAGGAGAUCCACAUGACAUCGGCAACUAUCACCUUAACUUUGACUCAGUUGAGACUGAAUCGGUCAUGGAGGCCUUGGACAACCAAGGUGUCCCCACUCAGUACAUAAAGGUACUUCGAGUUGUACAGCAACUUUACGACCGGAAUUUCGCCAUUCUACAAGAAUAUUAUCAUUGA
Molecule: messenger RNA, 348 nt
Organism: Necator americanus (New World hookworm)
Lineage: Eukaryota; Metazoa; Nematoda; Chromadorea; Rhabditida; Ancylostomatidae
Exons: 1
Coding region: 1-348 (115 amino acids)
Source: RefSeq, a predicted model, not a curated record